ACAGGAAGAGGAUGAUUGGAAGGAGUUUGAGCAAAAGGAAGAGAUUGAUUAUAGUGGUCUUAGAGUUCAGUCCAUGCAAAUAAGUGAAAAAGAAGAUGAAAAAGAUGAUGAUGAAAGUGAAAAAAGAGAAGACCACGGUGACCACUGGGAGGAGACUGGUGGCAGUGUAGACAGAUCAUCUGGUCCUUGGAACAAGUCAGCUCCCGCACCGGCACCUGUCGUCGAACCAGUUGUUACAGAAGCCCCUGAGCCAGUUCAGACUGGUGGUGUGUACAGGCCUCCUGGUGCCAGGGAGGGUGGCAGGCCACGGAGAGCACAGCAAGGACCACCAGAAAUCUAUAGUGAUACGCAGUUCCCAUCACUGCAGUCCACCGCCAAGCUUGUAGACAGUCGAAAGGAUAAAGAAAUGGAGAAGAGCUUUGAAGUAGUAAAACACAAAUCUAGAGGUAGGGAUGAGGUCUCAAAAAACCAGGCACUUAAACUUCAGCUAGACAACCAGUAUGCUGUGCUUGGGGAUCAGUAGAGCUGCAUACACAUUACAAUUAAGGAAUGCUUUUUUGGUAACCCUUCUACUAAGGUAACUAAACUACAGCUAACGGCUAUGAUGAACAUGCCACCUUAUUUCUGCUGGAUCUACUGCAGCAAGUGCAGACUACUUUUGACGUAAGUGCUUGGUUCUCCUGCGUUAUGGAAGCAUAAUAUGUUACAACUUCUCCAUUGGAAAUGGGGCAGAUUAAUGUAAAUGCUUGAACAAGAGUCAUCAGUGUUCUUUAAUUGCUCAGAAAGAUACCUUCAGCCAGUGGUCAUUUCAAAAUCUUUUUAUGUUCAGAUACUGAGCCUUCGUAAAGGUUGACUACCUCAGACUUGCUGCACUCAUUGUGGACACCAUGUGGAUCACAACUUCUGGAAGAGAAGGUUACAGCUGUUUUAGUGGCCAUCUGAAACUUGAAACCAGCUCUACUGGAUUCCUGUCAGAAAUCCUGCAGAAGUCAGCCAUUUGGUUCCAAUUUGCUAUAACAAAGAUUUAAGUGACCUUAAAUGACAAACGUAUUCUGUUCCCCUUCUGAGGAAUCCUGUCGUGUAGCCAUAGCCUACUAGAGACUUCUGGAGCAUACCAAUACCACUCAUGCUACCCAAGUAUAACAGAGCUGUAGUUUGUUUACCUUUUUAGAUAGCUGUACUGAAGUAACUGCAAAACAAAUUAAAACUCACUAUCAGAUUGGAGGAACGAUGGGUUUGAAUGGUCUGUUUGCAUUAGCCAUUUUCACAGUUGUCUGUUGAAGCAUCUUAUUUUUGCUGUUCUCCACAAAAAACCCCCAAAUGCCUGCCUUGUUUCUGAUAUCAAAUUGCAGUCUAUUUAAGUAAUGAUGAGAUGUUGUAGUGAAAUAGGGUUCAUUUUGGCUUUUGUCAUGAGGUUUGUCUUUCCUACCCUACAGCAUUAAGAGCUUUUUUACACAGAGGUAUCCAGACUCUUAAGUGAAGAAUUUGACUUUUAAAAAUGAGAUACGUGGCAGUAG
Molecule: messenger RNA, 1517 nt
Organism: Nestor notabilis (Kea)
Lineage: Eukaryota; Metazoa; Chordata; Aves; Psittaciformes; Psittacidae
Gene: CDV3
Product: CDV3 homolog (mouse)
Exons: 4
Coding region: 74-523 (149 amino acids)
Cellular component (GO): cytoplasm
Source: RefSeq, a predicted model, not a curated record